Eruca vesicaria subsp. sativa (arugula) is the source of this 1596-nucleotide messenger RNA. The record is from the annotation of a GenBank genome assembly. Lineage: Eukaryota; Viridiplantae; Streptophyta; Magnoliopsida; Brassicales; Brassicaceae.
UGAAAAUUUAAAAAAUUAAUAAAUAACUGAAGAGAGAAAAUAAUAAAAUCACUCGAAGUUUCACAAUAAUAUCUCCACCUCUCUAAAAAUUCACGUUGAUUUUGACUUAAUCGUCUUCCUCCGUCUCCGACUCUCCGUGCCGCCGGCUCGGUAGCAACAGAAACCGCCGAGGUGUCCGUCGUCUUGGAAGGAGGCUAGUUCUCUCCGUUACCUGAGAUCUGAAUUGAUCUGUUAAAAUGAGUGCAACAAGCAAAACGGAUCAAAAGGCGGCUUUAGACAUUGCAUCAUGGCUCUUCAAUGUCGUUACUUCCGUUGGAAUCAUCCUCGUUAACAAAGCCUUGAUGGCUACUUACGGCUUUAGUUUCGCUACGACGUUAACCGGUUUGCAUUUUGGAACAACGACAUUGUUGACAACUUUCUUGACAUGGCUUGGUUAUAUCCAACCAUCUCAGCUUCCCUGGCCUGAUCUUCUCAAGUUCGUUUUGUUCGCUAACUUUUCAAUCGUUGGCAUGAACGUCAGCCUCAUGUUGAACUCUGUUGGUUUCUACCAGAUUGCUAAGCUGAGUAUGAUCCCAGUUUCUUGUCUUCUAGAAGUUGUUCUUGACAACGUCAGGUACUCAAGAGAUACAAAGCUUAGCAUUCUGUUAGUUCUUGCUGGUGUUGCUGUCUGUACUGUAACAGAUGUUAGUGUCAAUCUCAACGGGUUCCUCGCUGCUGCUAUUGCUGUCUGGAGCACCGCCCUUCAGCAAUACUAUGUACAUUAUCUACAACGGAAAUAUUCACUUGGUUCUUUCAAUUUACUGGCGCAUACUGCUCCAGUACAAGCUGCAUCGUUGUUGUUGGUUGGACUAUUUCUAGACUACUGGUUGACUAAUCAAAGAGUGGAUGCAUUCAACUUUUCAUUCAUAUCUCUGUUCUUCUUGAUACUCUCAUGCAGUAUCGCGGUUGGAACCAAUCUCAGUCAAUUCAUUUGUAUUGGAAGAUUCACAGCGGUGUCUUUUCAAGUACUUGGUCACAUGAAGACAAUCCUUGUCUUGGUUCUGGGAUUCACUUUCUUCGGUAAGGAAGGCUUAAACAUGCAAGUGGUACUUGGAAUGCUCAUUGCGAUUCUCGGUAUGAUCUGGUACGGUAAUGCAUCUUCUAAACCGGGUGGUAAAGAGCGUCGUAGCCUCUCUAUUCCUAUUACCAAGGCACAGAAACUCAACGGGUUAUCUGAAUCUGCCGAGUCUGAUGGAAAGGUAUAAGAGAAAGAAGUGAUCGCAUUGACAUAGAAACAAAGAAGAAGCAUCUCAGAUACAAACAAAACAGGUAGAAAAUAUCAUAUGGAAUAUUUUACUAACAAAGGGGUUUUAAUUAUUUAAUUUCCCAAACUAUACGAUUCUUAUUUACAGAAAAUUUUGUAUUUUUGUUGGUUAAUCUAUUUUUGGCCUUUGCAUUUUGUGUUUUUUUUUCCUAAUUAUCCCAAAUGAAACAUCAUCUGUACGACUGAUAAUAAAAUUUUAAUUUUAUUUUUCUGUUAAUUUUUGUUGUCACCUGUUCAUGUAUGUAGAUAUUUUUUUUUGUAACGUGAAAUAUUUAUUUUUGUGUCAAUGAGUG